AUGAAGGUAUAUUGCUUUAAAAUUGAAUUUGGUAGACUGGUUGCACCCAUCUUAACGUUGGUCAUCGGUGGCAAUCACGAAUCAUCGAACUACUUUAGCGAGUUGCCAAACGGUGGUUGGCUAUGUCCGAACAUCUACUACAUGGGACGCUCCGGAGUAGUCCAAUUCGGUGGACUAAGAAUCGGUGCACUCUCUGGUAUCUACAAGCCACACGACUACCAAAAAGGUCACUACGAGCAACUACCGCUAAACGACAGUACAAUGCGAUCGAUCUAUCAUACUCGUGAGUUGGAUGUCUUCAAAUUGCUUGCUUUGAAUAGCGGUGGUAACAAUGCUAAUGGUGAGGCGAGGCAGAAAGAGAAGAAUAGACUUGAUAUUGUAUUCUCUCACGAUUGGCCACAAGGUAUUGUUAACUAUGGUGAUAAGAACAAGUUGUAUCAAGUGAAGAAUCAUCUGGCGCAGGAUGGUGACGAUCUUGGUUCGCCAGCGGGAAUGUUGGUGCUUAGGGAGUUGAAACCUAGAUACUGGUUCUCGGCACAUCUACACGUUAAGUAUGCUGCUAUAUAUCCACACCCUGACAAUACGACUACCAAGUUUUUAGCAUUGGAUAAAGUAUUGCCGAAUAGAGAUUUCCUACAGAUAUUGGAUUUUGAAGUACAACCUAAUCGUCAACAACAACAACCACAACAAGAGCAGCAACAACAACAACAACAGAAUCAACAAUUAAAACUUCAAUAUGAUGUAGAAUGGUUAUCUAUUUUAUAUAAUACCAAAUCUAUAACAGAUAAUCAUAAGAAUCACUAUAAUACACCACUUUCAAGAGAUCUAUUUAAAAAUUUAUAUACAGAUGAAGAUUUAAAGAAUAUUGACAAUAGAUUUAUUGAAAUCAAUAAGUUAAGACAAUCAAUAGAUGAUAAAAAUCAUGAUAAUAGUGAAAAUAAUGAAAGUGUAGAGAAUAUAAGUAAUCAUCAUUUAGAGAUACCAUUUAAUUUCAUUGAAAAUACACAUGCAUAUGAUCCUUCGAAUCCAAAUAGAAUGGAUUUAAACUUUAUCUAUCCAUCAACAUAUGAGAAUCCACAAAACAUUGUAUUAAAUAAUCUAUUGGAUGUAGUUUGCAGUAAAGAAUCGAUUCCUAUUAACAUUGAUACUCUUACCAAAUUGGAUACAGAAACCUAUCGAAAAGAUUUACAAGAUCACACAACUCCUAAUCAACAACAACAAUCUUUUAAUAAUAAUAAUAAUAAUGAAACAACUACCACAACAAAUGAAGAAGAACAAGCAAAUCAACAAGUGAUCAGUCCGAAAUUGAUAUAG
Heterostelium album PN500 is the source of this 1314-nucleotide messenger RNA. RefSeq names its product lariat debranching enzyme. The coding region runs from base 1 to 1314 and encodes 437 amino acids. Gene Ontology annotation, molecular function: RNA lariat debranching enzyme activity. The transcript is spliced from 5 exons. Gene Ontology annotation, biological process: mRNA splicing, via spliceosome. The record is from RefSeq and is a predicted model, not a curated record. NCBI's taxonomy places the organism in Eukaryota, Evosea, Eumycetozoa, Acytosteliales, Acytosteliaceae. Gene Ontology annotation, cellular component: nucleus.